Messenger RNA from Exophiala oligosperma, 2118 nucleotides. RefSeq lists its product as uncharacterized. The transcript has 4 exons. The record is from RefSeq and is a predicted model, not a curated record. NCBI's taxonomy places the organism in Eukaryota, Fungi, Ascomycota, Eurotiomycetes, Chaetothyriales, Herpotrichiellaceae. Gene Ontology annotation, cellular component: nuclear proteasome complex; proteasome regulatory particle, lid subcomplex; cytoplasm. The coding region runs from base 123 to 1619 and encodes 498 amino acids.
CAGGGCCAUCGCAUACAUUUGACCAUACACUCUAUCUCAACUCCUUCUGCUCCAUCUUUAAGACGUGGGCUCACUGUUUCACUGGUUCUAAUUCUUAGGCAUAUCCUCGAAAGCUCGCUACCAUGUCUGACGGCGCACUCUUCAAGCCGGACAAGGACUUCAGCAAGGAUGCGGACACUAUUCUGCCAGAUGCAGAGUCAUUAGCAAAGAAAGACCUCCAGAAAGGAAUCGAUAAAGUUCUCGGUCUCGAGAAACAAGCCAGACAGGCGUCAGAUCUCGCUACAACCUCAAGAUGUUUAGUCGCCAUCGUCACACUAUGCAAACAGGCUGGGGAUUGGAGUCAGAUGAAUGAGCAAGUUCUCUUACUGUCAAAGAAACAUGGACAACUCAAACAAGCCAUCACCAACAUGGUGCAGGUGGUUAUGGGUUUCCUGGAUGACACUCCUAAUAUGGAUACAAAACUUGGUGUGAUUGAGGCAUUACGGACGGUUACCGAGGGCAAGAUCUUCGUUGAAGUUGAACGAGCCCGGAUCACCCGAAUUCUAUCGGACAUCAAGAAAGAGCAAGGCGACAUCAAAGCAGCCCGCGAUAUUCUUUGCGAAUUACAAGUUGAGACUUUCGGAUCGAUGACUAGAAGAGAAAAGACAGAGUUCAUUCUGGAACAAGUCGCACUAUGUAUCCAAAACGACGACUGGACACAAGCAACAAUCCUGAGUCGGAAGAUCAGUACGAGAUACUUCGCACGAAAGCCCAAGAAGACGCCCGAGCAAAUAGAAAAGGAGAAGAAGGCGGCCGAAGAGAGGGAGAAGAAGCGGAAAGCGGGAGAAGAUAUUCCACCAGAAGAGAAGGAAGAUGACGUGACUGAUCUGAAGUUGCGGUUCUACGAACAACAAAUCACUCUAGCGAAGCACGAAGAAAAGUACCUCGAAGUCUGCAAGCACUACAGGCAGGUUCUCGACACCGAGUCGGUAGAGAACAACCCAGAACAGCUCCGCGCAGUCCUUCAACGGGUAAUAUACUUUGUUCUCCUGGCCCCGUACGACAACGAGCAGUCUGAUCUCCUGCACCGAGUUCACCAAGACAGUCGGAAUAGUGAGGUGCCGAAGGAUGCCGCCCUGCUGAAACAAUUCACCAUUCCCGAACUCAUGCGCUGGCCCAUGGUUGAACAACAAUACGGCGAACAUCUCUGCUCGACCGACAUUUUCUCCAAGACGGCUGAUUCGAGUGAUCCAAAGGCGCAUACACGAUACGAAGCUCUGCGACACCGUGUGAUCGAGCAUAAUGUGCGCGUUGUGGCUAAAUACUAUACCCGCAUCACCUUCCCACGGUUGACCGAGUUGCUGGAUUUGUCGGAAGAAGAGACGGAGAAGUACAUUUCAGACCUCGUGACCAAGAAGACGGUUUAUGCACGGAUCGAUCGACCUGCGCGGGUGGUCAGCUUCGAAGUCAAGCGUGGACCGGACGAGGUGUUGGACGAGUGGUCGGGCAGUAUGAAGGGUCUGCUGGGCCUGCUGGAGCGCGUGGGACAUCUCAUCCAGCGAGAGGAGAUGAUGGCCAGAAUCCAACCCAAGGAGGAUUCAGGUGGCAAGAAGGAAUCGGGCAGGAAGGUCAAGGCAUAGGAUGUCUACGACGACAGCUUAGAGGACCUCAUUUUCCCGGCAUUCCUGCGGCCCUAUUUUCCAAUCCUCACAAAUUCAAGUUCACCGGAAGAUUCGCCGGAAAGUUCAGGAGAAGGUUCGCCAGAUUGGUUGGACGAUUUAGAGUAGAGACCGCGUUGCUUUCGAUGGCCAAACUGCACAUGCAUGGGUUUUGGGUUGGGUGGUCCGAAAUGUACCAAUAUCGAUAUCCGAGGGAGUGAGGUCAAAUCGGUGUGAGUAGAAUGCAUUAGGUACCUACGGAACCGCCCCUGGUCUCUGUGUUGCUCGUUGCUUUGCUCUACCUUGAAGUGAUAAACUAGGAUCUUGAGGUGCAGAGCCAAAACAAGAUGGAAAGAAGAAACACCGCCCCUCCCCGGGUGGCCCUCGCUGUUGCAACACAGCAAGUGUCUGGGGGAGUUUUUUUGUAUCUUAAUAAUUCUGUAUCUGAUCAGACCUUAAAAAAAGUCGGACUAGUUUUCAC